AUGCCACAGCCCUCAGUCCCAGAAGACGACCACGUCUUCUCACAGCCAGACAUGGAAGGGCAAAAUGACAGCAGGGGUGAAGAAGUUGGGCCUCCCCUUCAGGAAGAAAACCCUGGACGACACAGCAUCUCUCCAAACAAUGACAGAGACAGUCCUGGAGAGCAGCUACACAAGGAAGAAUCCUCACCGACCGAGGCCAUGAAAUAUGCCUCCCAAGUACAACACCAGGAGCAAUCGAAGGAGAGUGGGUACGACCAAAUGCCGGGUGUGAUGUGGGAAGUAGCAGCAGCGGCCCAGAUAGUUCAGACCCCGGAAGUGCCCGGUCAACAGACGAGCAUAGCCAGCGGUCCUGGGGAGAGCCCAUCGUGGCAAGAAGCAGCACAACAAUGGAAGGCGAGUCGAUACAUUCCAGACCCUCCAAUCCAACCUGACCCCAGAGAGCGUGAACAAUGGGCAGAAGAGGAAUGUCGCGCCCCAGCUAGGAACACGAUUACCAUCGCAGACCUCAGAGCAUGGGCAGACACCUUCGGGGAGCCCACGACUGCACGAAUCUCACCAGUUGAGUCUACUUCAUCCAUCGGGGGAACCCUCGACACUAUUACCGAGGAAGAAAACCCUAUCCCUCUCACACUCCCCAGAUCCUCUGGGGCCCAGACCCCAUAUUAUCCCAACGACGAAGACCCAUGGGGAGAGCAGACAGAUACAAAUGAGUUACUCGAGCAACACCCCCAUGCAGACUCCCUGCUGUGGGAGCGUAGGGUCUUAUUUGCAGACACCAACGAGGAGGACACUGUCCUCUGGCGAGUCUCACAGAUUGGCCUCACUGCAGGUGCCGGAUCUGCCAACGACUAUGGGACCUGGCCCGAGCCUGAUAUAACGAAGUUGGCCCCGACCCAGAGCUCGAAACCUUCCUUACCCCCAAACCAACCUUCUACGUCGACCCACCAUUCAUAUCCCAAAGAGAGCUACAGUGGUGGGCCUACGAUAGAGCAGACUUCGAAGACAUAUUCGAAAGAUAUAGAAGAUACUUCGCAUAUAUCUGGAACUGGAACCAGAUAUGGAUCGAUGGAAAUCCCUACCUCCUACAAUACGAACCCGUCUUCCAUCCAACUGAUCAUCUCGACCGACUGGACCCAUGGGUUAGAGCCAGGAUACAAAUCGACCAGCUCACCCGUGAGAGAGAAUAUGCCAAUGAAUCCCCCUUCAAUGAGGGGGACGAUGAGUUUGUUCAGGGGUCCAGCACCCAUCCCUACCGAAGAAGAACUCUAUAGGAUGAACUGGGACCAGUUCUGGUGGAAUAUGCACGACCAACUACCCCACGAAACCUACUGGUCCACCACGCCCCAGGGGCAAGCUUAUCAACAAGCUGAGCCCAGCUCCCAAUUACAAAGGGACAUAUUAUCACAAGAAACCCAAUAUAUUGCCAUAAACUAUUGGAAUAUCCUACACCCCGACCUGACAACUACUCCAAGGAGGCCGCUAUGA
Messenger RNA from Desarmillaria tabescens, 1485 nucleotides. RefSeq lists its product as uncharacterized. The record is from RefSeq and is a predicted model, not a curated record. The transcript is spliced from 4 exons. Bases 1 to 1485 code for a protein of 494 amino acids. Lineage: Eukaryota; Fungi; Basidiomycota; Agaricomycetes; Agaricales; Physalacriaceae.